UAAAUUCGUUGCUGGUGGCCGCUGCGGGUGCAACCGCAAAGGCUGAUCCGCGAGGAGCUGGGGAGGCUCGUGGAGCCGAUGCUUCCUCUUCCACGUCAGGUCGGCUCCCAUUAUCUUCUCACCGUUCGUCGGUCCCGUCUCCCUGAGCAUUUGCAUGAGCUCUUUGGCGUGGGGGAGCUCCGGUGACCAUGUAGGGGGAACAGAGAGAGGAAGCUCCGGGUGCUUGGGACGAGGUCAGCGCCGUCUACACGCCGCCCCCCACCCCCCUCCCGUGCGGGCCGCUGGGCCCGUGGGCCCCGGCGGGAACUCCGGCCUCCAGUUGUGGCCUGGCCGGGAGCGCCACGAAUUCUCGCGUCGUCUCGCGAGAAUCUAAGUUGAAGGAACAUGGCGACGUCUAAUCUGUUAAAGAAUAAAGGCUCUCUUCAGUUUGAAGACAAAUGGGAUUUCAUGCGUCCAAUUGUUUUGAAGCUUUUACGCCAGGAAUCUGUUACAAAGCAGCAGUGGUUUGAUCUGUUUUCGGAUGUGCAUGCAGUCUGUCUCUGGGAUGAUAAAGGCCCAGCAAAAAUCCAUCAGGCUUUAAAAGAAGACAUUCUUGAAUUUAUUAAACAAGCACAGGCACGAGUUCUGAGCCAUCAAGAUGAUACAGCUUUGUUGAAAGCAUAUAUUGUUGAAUGGCGAAAAUUCUUUACACAAUGUGACAUUUUACCGAAACCUUUUUGUCAACUAGAGAUUACUUUAAUGGGUAAACAAGGCAGCAAUAAAAAAUCCAAUGUGGAAGACAGUAUUGUUCGAAAGCUCAUGCUUGAUACAUGGAAUGAGUCAAUCUUUUCAAAUAUAAAAAACAGACUCCAAGAUAGUGCAAUGAAGCUGGUUCAUGCUGAAAGAUUAGGAGAAGCUUUUGAUUCUCAACUUGUCAUUGGAGUAAGAGAAUCCUAUGUUAACCUUUGUUCUAAUCCUGAGGAUAAGCUUCAAAUUUAUAGGGACAAUUUUGAGAAGGCAUACCUGGAUUCAACAGAGAGGUUUUAUAGAACACAGGCACCCUCGUAUUUACAACAAAAUGGUGUGCAGAAUUACAUGAAAUAUGCAGAUGCUAAAUUAAAAGAAGAAGAAAAACGAGCACUGCGUUAUUUAGAAACAAGACGAGAAUGUAACUCUGUUGAAGCACUCAUGGAAUGCUGUGUAAAUGCCCUGGUGACAUCAUUUAAAGAGACUAUCUUAGCGGAGUGCCAAGGCAUGAUCAAACGAAAUGAAACUGAAAAAUUACAUUUAAUGUUUUCAUUGAUGGACAAAGUUCCUAAUGGGAUAGAGCCAAUGUUGAAAGACUUGGAGGAACAUAUCAUUAGUGCUGGCCUGGCAGAUAUGGUAGCAGCUGCUGAAACUAUUACUACUGACUCUGAGAAAUAUGUUGAGCAGUUACUUACUCUGUUUAAUAGAUUUAGUAAACUCGUCAAAGAAGCUUUUCAGGAUGAUCCACGAUUUCUUACUGCAAGAGAUAAGGCGUAUAAAGCAGUUGUUAAUGAUGCUACAAUUUUUAAACUUGAAUUACCUUUGAAGCAGAAAGGGGUGGGAUUAAAAACUCAGCCUGAAUCAAAAUGCCCUGAGCUGCUUGCCAAUUACUGUGACAUGUUGCUAAGAAAAACACCAUUAAGCAAAAAACUAACUUCUGAAGAGAUUGAAGCAAAGCUUAAAGAAGUGCUCUUGGUACUUAAAUAUGUACAAAACAAAGACGUUUUUAUGAGGUAUCACAAAGCUCAUUUGACACGACGUCUUAUAUUAGACAUCUCUGCUGAUAGUGAAAUUGAAGAAAAUAUGGUAGAAUGGCUAAGAGAAGUUGGUAUGCCAGCAGAUUAUGUAAACAAACUUGCUAGAAUGUUUCAAGACAUAAAAGUAUCUGAAGAUUUGAAUCAAGCUUUUAAAGAAAUGCACAAAAAUAAUAAACUGGCUUUACCAGCUGAUUCAGUUAAUAUAAAAAUUUUGAAUGCUGGUGCCUGGUCAAGAAGCUCUGAGAAGGUGUUUGUCUCACUUCCUACUGAACUGGAAGAUUUGAUACCUGAAGUAGAAGAAUUCUACAAAAAAAAUCAUAGUGGUAGAAAAUUGCAUUGGCAUCAUCUCAUGUCAAAUGGAAUUAUAACAUUUAAGAAUGAAGUAGGUCAAUAUGAUUUGGAGGUGACCACGUUUCAGCUGGCUGUAUUAUUUGCAUGGAACCAAAGACCCAGAGAGAAAAUCAGCUUUGAAAAUCUCAAACUUGCAACUGAACUCCCUGAUGCUGAGCUUAGAAGGACUUUAUGGUCUUUAGUAGCUUUCCCAAAGCUCAAACGACAAGUGUUACUGUAUGAACCUCAAGUCAACUCACCCAAAGACUUUACAGAAGGUACCCUCUUCUCAGUGAACCAGGAGUUCAGUUUAAUAAAAAAUGCAAAAGUUCAGAAAAGGGGUAAAAUCAACUUGAUUGGACGCUUGCAGCUCACUACAGAAAGGAUGAGAGAAGAAGAAAAUGAAGGAAUAGUUCAACUAAGAAUAUUAAGAACCAGGAAGCUCAUACAAAUAAUGAAAAUGAGAAAGAAAAUUAGUAAUGCUCAGCUGCAGACUGAAUUAGUUGAAAUUUUGAAAAACAUGUUCUUGCCACAAAAGAAAAUGAUAAAAGAGCAAAUAGAAUGGCUAAUAGAGCACAAAUACAUCAGAAGAGAUGAAUCUGAUAUCAACACUUUCAUAUAUAUGGCAUAAUUUUGAAAAUCAUGGACAAUGUUAAGAACCCAGAUUUUGGAGUGCUUGGGCAGAAAGUUGUAACAGUUUGUGCUGGAGAAAGGUUUAUUUGGACUUUGAUUACAUAAAUAUUAAAAUCUCUGCCUUACCUUAUAAAACAACUAUAUUUUGCCAAUCACUUUAGUUAGCAUGAUGGCAUCCCCUUCAUGUUGCACACACUUUAACAGCAUGCUGUUUUGUGGAGAAACUUGCAUUCAUGAAGAGCCCAUUAUGAACUUUAAAAGGUAAAUUUGAUUUAUACCCACCUGGAGAAAUACAGUUGAAAAGGAUGACAGCGGGGUUCUUGUUGCUUUUUUCUCUUUUUUCCUCUCUUAAAAAAAUGUACUUGCACAAGGAAAGAUCUUCAGAUACUCAUGCACUGAAAAUGCUGUUAUCUUUUGUUUUUAAAAAAAUUCCAUUAAAACUAGAAAUAGCA
Molecule: messenger RNA, 3178 nt
Organism: Oryctolagus cuniculus (rabbit)
Lineage: Eukaryota; Metazoa; Chordata; Mammalia; Lagomorpha; Leporidae
Gene: CUL5
Product: cullin 5
Biological process (GO): ubiquitin-dependent protein catabolic process
Cellular component (GO): cullin-RING ubiquitin ligase complex
Molecular function (GO): ubiquitin protein ligase binding
Source: RefSeq, marked provisional